GAGCACCAGUAGAUAUUGGCAGGGCACUUCCUGCAGGUGAUGUUAUUCCAGGCUUAUGUUGGGCCUAUGUCUUGAACUACCUGAAGAUUGUGCUGACGACUAGCAGUAUUUAUAAAACGAUACAAGACUAUUUAACCGAAAAGACCUUAAACUGUGACUGCACCCGUAAACUAAUUGUGGUGUGGAUCAAGUCCUGCGAUAUGGAAAACACACUAGACGUGGUUGCCAACAAAAGUGGUGGGCGACGCAAAAUAACUGACAGCGGCAAGAUACAUGUUACAACUAAUAGCAUUGGUGGACAGAUUGGUAGACCAUUUGCUUUGAAUAUAUUCAAAUACAACGACGAUUCAAAUCCGGUUAAUCAAAGAUGCUUCCUUGCUGAAUAUUGCACCCCGAUGCAAUGCGUCCAAACAAUGGAGAAAGGAUACGCUGGAAUCAGCGCAACCACGAAACAGGGAAUGGGAGAGUCGUUCAAGGAAAAGUUCAAAGAGAUCAUGUCUCGCAGAAAAAUGAUGAAACUCUUCUCGAACUUCAAAGUGUCGUUCGUCCUCUUUAAUGACACAGAUCCAAGAAAUCGUCUUAUGGACCUGUUGGAACGAGAGAUUUUUGAUCAGGAAUGCGAUAUUAUCACCGGAAACUAGUAGACACUUUACAUGGGACUGAAGAGGACCAGACUCAAUAUACAUAUUCUUUUGCUUAUAAACACAUUUAUUAUAGCAUAUAAAUUAUGCACUUUUUGAGCCACAUCGUCAUUUUACAUUUACAAGGCAUGACUCUCUAAAGGCAUUCCAAUUCGAAUAAUACAAGAGGGAUGCAACUUUUAUUGUCGAUAUUUAAAGGCUCUAUAAAGGUGACAAAUCCAAUUAUUAUGCAUAUCAACUGGUCAAAUUUUUACCGGAUUUCAGUUAUUCUUGCAUAAAAACUGCUGAUAACACAACUUAGGUACAACGUUGCCAAGAAUUAUGGAAGAUAUAACCGUUUCAUAAUUGGAAGAAAUGUUUACAUUUUUGCAACUAACGUGAUGUGUAGCCUCGGAGCGGUGACAUAUGCUAAAAAUAGCCGAAAGAAAAUUCAAUUUUAAUUCUAGUUUAAACAACUUUUUACCAGCAGAAAGUAACUUAUUAGUUCAGUACAAACGUUUUAACCAUUUAGAAGAGACCUACUUUGUGAGUUAUGCCGGAAAACGUUAAAAAUCAUCGAUAUAUUUUUGGUGACCUGAGUCACUUUCACUUACCCUUUCCCGAGUAAACAGCGAUGUAAAUAAACGGUUUGUUUGUAAACACAAUUGACUUGGAGGACACUUUAUUUUGAGCUCAAAACAAGUUGUAUUACUCAUUUUUUAUUGUUAUGUCCAAUAGCUUAUAUAUAUAUUGUUUUUUUAUAACCUUUUUUUAUAAAAUAUGAAAAUAAUAUUUUAAAAUCGGUAAAUAAUUACGGAUCUUCACCUUUAUAGAGCCUUUAAAGUUUAAUAUGUAAUAAAAACUUAUCUUUGUAACUUUAUUAUUAAUGCUGAAUUUAAACUACGGUUACUCUGUGACUAAGAACGAAAGUAUUUAUUUAGAUAAUAUUUACAUUAUUAACGUGUGAUAUUUGUAUCUUUGUGAAAUGGUUUAUUAAAGUGUCGUGUUUAGGGUUUUGAAAAAAGACAAUUUAAAUAUCAUAUAUGCAAAAUUAACAUAUAAACGUCAUAUCUACUUACUAAGAAAAUUGUUAGAAAAUAGAAUCAUAAAUGUAUAUUUGUUUCCGAAAAUACAUGUAUUACUAAUAUAACGCGAACUAUUCAUUGAUGAGCGUGCGUUGCGCCGUGGUCGCGUAGAAGUUUUUGCUUGUCUAUGUCUUGGGUACAAAUUCAAGGGAGGCUAUAUUUCAUUUUAAAAAUUGUGUAGGUAGAUUGUUAUUGUAAUUAUAAAAGACCGUUCAAAAUAGUGCAUUUAUAUGGGUAAAACUACGAAAAACUUUGAACUCGUACCUUUGACAGUUUUAUGAAAUAACGCGUAGUGUGAUAUUACGGGUAUUUUAUUAUGGAAAGUAAAUAUUUGGUUACAAGGUUUGAAUUACAUACAGUGCAUAUGUUAAACGUAUACGCAAUAGGCUCAGUACUGAUUUCUGCAACUUACGCUCAAUGUAUACACACUUUUACUGCAUUUGAUAUAUCAAUUGUCCUCAUAGCUGCAGUUGUUUACUUAAAACAAUUAUAUUUUAUUCAGGGUUGUAUGGUUUGUUUUGCAUUUUAUAUGUGUACAUAUUAAUUCAUGUUAAGUUUGCAUACUGCAUUUUGUAUAAUUACAUAUAUAAUGGUAUAUUUGUUUAAACGUUAAUAUUAUACCUCACAUAAAAGUAUUUCUUCUUUGCGUAUAUAAACUACACAGGUCCGUUAUUUUGAAUAGUGCCCGGUAAAGAUGCGCGCGCAUCUAAUAGUCCCAACUAGAAUGUUAGUAAUUUGUAACAUUUGUGCAAGUUUUACAACGCAAAGAUUUUUCGAGUAUUGUUUCCUUUGUUUACAAAAAUAUUUUGUUUUACACCGGUACAUAUUAUUAAUAGCAUCUGAUAAAUAUUGAUGGAAUGUA
Molecule: messenger RNA, 2567 nt
Organism: Dreissena polymorpha
Lineage: Eukaryota; Metazoa; Mollusca; Bivalvia; Myida; Dreissenidae
Exons: 5
Coding region: 201-641 (146 amino acids)
Source: RefSeq, a predicted model, not a curated record